This is a messenger RNA of Sinocyclocheilus rhinocerous, 5085 nucleotides long. RefSeq names its product cohesin subunit SA-1-like. The record is from RefSeq and is a predicted model, not a curated record. Gene Ontology annotation, cellular component: chromatin; nucleus; cohesin complex. Gene Ontology annotation, biological process: sister chromatid cohesion. Gene Ontology annotation, molecular function: chromatin binding. The coding region runs from base 276 to 4076 and encodes 1266 amino acids. The transcript has 33 exons. Lineage: Eukaryota; Metazoa; Chordata; Actinopteri; Cypriniformes; Cyprinidae.
CGUUGCGGUAAAAGCCGCCAGAUGGCAGUUUAGGAUUUCUUCUCUCAGGAAAGGCGCGGUUCUGCUUCAGGUCUAAUUUACAAUAUAAAAACAUAAACUAUUUGGUGAAUUAAUCGCGCCAAUUAUUACUGAGGCGUGUCCCGGAGGACCCCUUUUAGCGGUUGAGGUUAUGUGGUCUGAAGCAUUCUGGGCCUGAACUGAAGAAUCGCAAACAUUCACGUUCUCACUGGGUGAUUCAUCUUUAGAAGUCUCCUAGUUUUGUCAGAAGACACAACAUGAUCAACUCAGACUUUCCUGUGUUGCAGGACGCGUCAAAUGACGGACAAGGCGACACUGUGAGUCUGAGCAUGAGCGUCAGUGAGCUGGAUGACUCUGGGGAGGGAAAGGGCAAGAAAAAGAGAGGCAGACCUGGAAAACAAGGAGCGGCUAGUAAGAAGGCCCGAAGGUCUCCGGUUGAUAAAGGUGGGAGGAGGCCGAAUGGAGUGGCCCAUCAGAAUGGAGAAGGCACAGACCCCAGCACUCUGUUUGAGGUGGUCAAACAAGGCAAAAGUGCCAUGCAGUCCGUCAUUGAUGACUGGAUUGAAGCUUACAAGCAAGACAGAGACCUUGCACUCCUAGAUCUAAUCAACUUUUUCAUUCACUGUUCUGGCUGUAAAGGCACUGUAAGGAUUGAGAUGUUCAGAAACAUGCAGAACGCUGAAAUUAUCAGAAAGAUGACAGAGGAGUUUGAUGAGGACAGUGGCGACUACCCUCUCACAAUGGCAGGGCCGCAAUGGAAGAAAUUCCGAUAUAACUUUUGCGAGUUCAUCAUGGUUCUGAUCCGUCAGUGCCAGUACAGCAUCAUCUAUGAUGAAUACAUGAUGGACACUGUCAUUUCUCUGCUCACUGGGCUCUCAGACUCACAGGUCCGAGCCUUCAGACACACCAGCACGCUGGCAGCAAUGAAACUGAUGACAGCACUGGUAAAUGUUGCUCUGAACCUGAGCAUCAAUCAGGAUAACACACAGAGGCAGUAUGAGGCCGAACGGAAUAAGGUGGCAGGGAAAAGAGCCAACGAGAAGCUGGAACUGCUGCUGGAGAAGAGGAAAGAGCUACAAGAAAACCAAGAUGAGAUUGAGAACAUGAUGAACUCAAUCUUCAAGGGUAUUUUUGUUCACCGUUACAGGGAUGCCAUAGCGGAAAUCAGAGCUAUUUGCAUAGAAGAGAUUGGCGUUUGGAUGAAGUUAUACAGUGAUGCUUUUCUCAAUGACAGUUACUUGAAGUAUGUGGGUUGGACGCUACAUGACAGACAAGGUGAAGUUCGGCUCAAAUGUCUAAAGGCCCUUCAGACUCUCCAGACUCUCAGAGAGCUUUUCCCCAAACUUGAGCUCUUCACCAAUCGGUUUAAGCCUCUCCUGUGUUUCUUAAGAUUUCUCUUUUAUGACUCUUUCUUCCAUCUCUCACAUCUUUCCACAUCCUUAAAUCUCUCUCAUCUAUCUUGUUUUUUUCCCUCCUCUAGUGGUAGUGAGGAUGCUCUGUCUAAUGAUGACUGUGAGAACGUCUACCAUCUAGUGUAUUCAGCUCAUCGUCCUGUUGCUGUAGCAGCUGGAGAGUUCCUUCAUAGAAAGUUGUUCAGCAGGCAUGACCCUCAGGCUGAAGAGGCUUUGGCGAAAAGACGAGGCCGAAACAGCCCUAAUGGGAACCUUAUAAGAAUGCUAGUGCUUUUCUUCCUAGAGAGUGAGCUUCACGAGCAUGCAGCGUACCUAGUGGACAGUCUGUGGGACAGCUCACAGGAACUGCUGAAAGAUUGGGACUGCAUGGUCGAGCUCCUGCUGGAGGACCCUGUGCAGGGGGAAGAGGUGUUGGGAGACCGGCAUGAGAACGCACUGAUCGAGCUCAUGGUCUGUACCAUCAGACAGGCAGCCGAAGCUCAUCCGCCUGUGGGCAGAGGAACAGGAAAGAGGGUGCUCACUGCCAAAGAGAAGAAGACACAGAUUGACGAUAAGAACAGACUGACUGAACACUUGAUUGUUGCUCUGCCCAUGCUGCUUUCGAAGUACCAGGCUGAUUCUGAAAAGGUGGCAAACCUCCUUCAGGUCCCUCUGUACUUUGAUCUUGAAGUCUACAGUUCAGGACGAAUGGAAAAGCAUCUGGAUGCCCUACUGAAGCAGAUCCGGGUGGUGGUGGAGAAGCACGCUGAGAUGGAGGUUCUGGAGGCAUGUAGCAAGACUUACAGCAUCUUGUGCAGUGAAGAAUACACCAUCAUGAACCGCGUGGACAUUGCUCGCAGCCAACUCAUCGACGAGCUCAUGGACAGAUUCGCUCACUCAGUUGAAGACCUGCUGCAGGAGGGUGAUGAAGCAGAUGAUGAUGACAUUUAUAAUGUUCUUUCAACGCUAAAGAAACUCACUGCUUUCCAUAAUGCACAUGACCUUACAAAGUGGGACCUUUUCAAAAAUUGUUAUCGAUUGUUGAAGAUGGGUAUUGAACAGGGCUCCAUGCCAGAGCAGAUUGCUGUCCAGGCUCUGCAGUGCUCUCAUUACUCCAUCCUGUGGCAGCUGGUGAAAAUUACUGAAGGAUGUCCAUCAAAGGAUGAUCUUGUGGCAUUAAGGAGAGUGGUGAAGUCUUUUCUAGCAGUUUGCCAACAGUGCCUGUCCAAUGUGAACACUCCAGUCAAAGAGCAGGCUUUCAUGUUGCUAUGUGACCUGCUGAUGAUUUUCAGUCACCAGUUGGUCACAGGCGGUCGAGAAGCUCUGCAGCCGUUGGUCUUCAACCCAGACAGUACUCUGCAGAAUGAACUGCUCAACUUUGUCCUGGAUCACGUGUUUAUCGACCAGGAUGAUGAAAAUCAAAGCAUGGAGGGUGAUGAAGAGGAUGAAGCCAAUAAGAUUGAGGCUCUUCAUAAGAGGAGGAAUCUGUUGGCCGCCUUUUGCAAACUAAUCAUCUACGAUAUUGUGGACAUGCCUGCUGCUGCUGACAUCUUCAAACAAUACAUGAAGUAUUACAAUGACUAUGGAGACAUCAUCAAAGAAACCUUGAGUAAGGCCAGACAUAUGGACAAGAUCCAGUGUGCAAAGACCCUAAUCCUCAGCUUGCAGCAGCUCUUCAAUGAGCUGAUCCAGGACCAAGGACCCAACCUGGACCGAACGUCCUCCCAUGUCAGCGGCAUUAAGGAAUUGGCCCGUCGCUUUGCCCUCACAUUUGGGCUGGACCAGAUCAAAACCAGGGAGGCCGUGGCCACACUGCACAAGGAUGGGAUUGAGUUUGCCUUCAAGGUCCCGAAUCCAAAAGGACCAGAGUACCCACCACCGAACCUGGCUUUCCUGGAGGUGCUCUGUGAGUUCUCCUCCAAACUCCUACGACAGGACAAAAAGACUGUUCAUUCCUAUCUGGAGAAGUUUAUGACGGAGUAUAUGAUGGAGAGAAGAGAGGACGUCUGGCUGCCUCUCAUCGCAUACAGGAACUCCCUUCUGACAGGAGGAGAUGAUGACCGACUGUCUGUCACCACUGGCGCCAGCUCUACCAGCAAAGCCAGCACAGUCCGCAGCAAAAGGGGUCGACCUCCACAGCACAAAAGACGACCGGAAGAAGAGAGUGUUGAGGGUUCAUGGGUAAUGCGUAAUGACACACUCCAGACACCAGGGGCCCUUCACACCCCACAGCUCACAUCCACUGUCCUGAGAGAAAAUCCCAGACAGGCAGUGGAUCACAUCCCAGACCAAGACUCGUCGGAACCAGGCUCCGAACCAGACUACAUGCACAACCCUCAGAUUCAGAUGUCAUGGUUGGAUCAGCAGAAGAUGGAGGAGGUGAACAGAAAAGAGAGAGGAGGGAUGAACUACAUGAAAUCACGCAGUGGUGGAGUGAGACAGCAGGUACGAGGCCUCAUGGAAGAUGACGCUGAGCCCAUCUUCGAGGACGUGAUGAUGUCCUCACGCGGUCAGCUAGAGGACAUGAAUGAGGAAUUCGAGGAUACCAUGGUGAUCGAUUUGCCGGCGUCGAGAAACCGGAGAGAAAGAGCUGAACUCAGACCAGACUUUUUUGACUCUACGGCCAUAAUGGAAGAUGAUGCUGGAUUCGGAAUGCAGAUGUUUUGAGAGCGAUUUCAGCCUCUGUGGGGAUCACAACCAGCAACCAACAAGAAUCACAUCUUAAAUGUUUAGUUUGUGUUUUAAUGGCAGUUUCACACAACUACGCAAGCAUGUCAGCUUCCUUCCUUAGUUUUGUGGUCGGCCAUAAUCCCAUUGUGAGCCUUUCCUGUCAGUCAGCAUUUCCUCAGUUCAUAAGGACCAAGAAAGCCUAUAAAAUCUGUAAUCUGCUGGUCUUACAUUGGUGUUAGGAUUUCAGCAACCUCAGCGGUAUCGGUUCCUGUGUUUCAUAUCCAGUGAUUUCUCCGAGCAGAUGUGGUUUAAUCAGACAUUGUUCGGACAGACGUAUUGUGACUCCACUGCUUUCUAGCUAUUUUAAGACUAUCACCCAUUCAUGUUCCGGUUUUGUUCAGGGUGAAAUUUAGAAAGCAUUCAUUCAUAAGUUAAAGCCGUAAUUAUUUUCUUUUCAGGUUUGUCCAGAAGUACUAUUGGCCUUAAUGUAUUAUGGCUUGAAUUUGGUGUUAGAUUACUUCAUUUAUCAGAUUAGUAAAAGCAAAGCCCACAUUUGUUCAGAAUAACUUUUUAAAACUAAAAAUGUUCAGAUAUAUGUGGAUAUUUGGAACUUGGAGGAAGUACACAGAAGUAUUCAUUACUUCAGACACUGGUCAUGUGUUUUAUACAAAACUUUUUGUUGAGGAACUUGUUUGUUCUCAUUUUAAAGACAUGUUUACCUCAUUUGUUUAGUCUGCUCAGUGAUUUACCUUUUUACUGUGCGUUUUUGGAAACAUUGUAGCUUUCACACAAUACUGUAUUGCUGUGAACAUUUAUUGAUCGUUUAUUGGGAUUUUAGGUCCAUCUGAAUAUCCACAGAGCAGGUUUUGAUAGAGCCUGUGUGGUGUUGAAGAGUGAUGUCAGAACCCUCGUUUAGACCGGUGCUUUUAGAUACAAAUCUGUUUUAAGACUCCGAUCAAACAAUGGGAUUGUCAUUUAUUUUAACCUUUUAACUGUUCAAACUUUG